Messenger RNA from Colletotrichum siamense, 921 nucleotides. RefSeq names its product Secondary metabolism regulator laeA (gene laeA-8). Lineage: Eukaryota; Fungi; Ascomycota; Sordariomycetes; Glomerellales; Glomerellaceae. The coding region runs from base 1 to 921 and encodes 306 amino acids. The transcript has 8 exons. Gene Ontology annotation, molecular function: methyltransferase activity. The record is from RefSeq and is a predicted model, not a curated record.
AUGGGGAAAUUGUCGUUAACAUCUCUGCUCGGGCUCCAGGACUUUGAGAGAGCGUCGCUGUAUUCUGUUAAGUCGGAAAUCAAGAAGUUCCAGUUUGAGAACGGCAGGACUUACCAUUCCAUGAGUGAAGGGAAGUACAACUACCCAAACGAUGAUGAAGAGAAUAGCCGUCUAGAGUUGCAGCAUCGCAUCUGGAAUCUCACACUCGACGGUGAAUUAGCACUAUGUCCAGCACAUAAGACGGCCAAGAACGUCUUGGAUAUGGGUGCUGGAACGGGUAUUUGGGCCAUCGACUACGCGGACGCCUUCCCAUCUGCACAGGUCAUUGGCGUUGACCUAAGUCCGAUCCAGCCAGAAUGGGUACCCAACAAUUGCAGCUUUGAGAUUGACGAUCUGGAGAAGAGAUGGGCCUGGUCAAAACCUUUCGAUUUCAUCUUUUGCCGGACUAUGGAAGGUUCAUUCUCUCAUCCAGUCAGCAUCAUUCAUAAGAUUUAUGAGGCUUUGGAACCCGGCGGCUGGUUCGAGGCAGGAGGUUUCGUGCUUCCAAUCGGCUGCAUCGACCACACCCUCCUCGAGUCCCCGGCUCUCAUGCGCUGGCACGAAACCAUGUACGAGGCCGGCAAUGUCAUCGGCCGUUCCAUCGAGAGCCCAUCGAAGCAUUUAGACGCCAUCCACGCCGCCGGCUUCGUUGACGUCACUGUAAAGAGGUUCGCCUGGCCGCUCAACUCAUGGCCCAAAGAGAAAACGCUCAAGGAGAUUGGUAUGCUGCAUUACGUCAACCUCGACUUGGCACUAGAAGGGCUGUCCCUGGGCUUGUUUACACGCGCCCUUGGCUGGACACGACAAGAGGUUUUGGAUCUCUGUGCGGAAGCGCGUAUGGACUUGAAGAAUAGGAAGAUUCACGCAUACUGGAAUGUGUAA